This is a messenger RNA of Heteronotia binoei (common prickly gecko), 1309 nucleotides long. It is a transcript of the gene SIAH2, whose product is annotated as siah E3 ubiquitin protein ligase 2. Gene Ontology annotation, biological process: multicellular organism development; proteasome-mediated ubiquitin-dependent protein catabolic process. Gene Ontology annotation, cellular component: cytoplasm. The transcript has 2 exons. Gene Ontology annotation, molecular function: ubiquitin conjugating enzyme binding; ubiquitin protein ligase activity; zinc ion binding. The record is from RefSeq and is a predicted model, not a curated record. Bases 92 to 1081 code for a protein of 329 amino acids. NCBI's taxonomy places the organism in Eukaryota, Metazoa, Chordata, Lepidosauria, Squamata, Gekkonidae.
CGGUGGCGCUGAGUCCCAGCGGCGGGGCCCUGCAGGGGUUCGGGGCGCGAUCCGCUCGGUGCCCGCACUUCGAUGGUUUGUUCCGACCGCGAUGAGCCGCCCGUCCUCCGCCGGACCCAGCGCUAGCAAACCUUGCGGCAAGCAGCAGCAGCAGCACACGCCGUCGCCGGCUGCUGCCCCCGCCGCUGCCGCCAGCGCCGCCGCUGCCGCCACCAUCUCGGCUGCCGGGGCCGGCUCUUCGGCGGUGCCUGCCGCGGCCGCCGUCCUCUCGAGCCCUGGCGGGGGGGAAGGCAGCGGGGGGCCGGUCUCGCCUCAGCACCACGAGCUGACCUCGCUCUUCGAGUGCCCCGUCUGCUUCGACUAUGUCCUCCCGCCGAUCCUGCAGUGCCAGGCCGGCCACUUGGUGUGCAACCAAUGCCGGCAGAAGCUGAGCCUGUGCCCCACGUGCCGGGGAUCCCUGACCCCCAGCAUCAGGAAUCUGGCCAUGGAGAAAGUGGCCUCGGCCGUCCUCUUCCCCUGCAAGUAUGCCACCACGGGCUGUUCGCUGACCCUCCAUCAUACAGAAAAGCCAGAGCACGAAGACAUUUGUGAAUACCGCCCGUACUCCUGUCCAUGUCCCGGUGCCUCUUGCAAAUGGCAGGGCUCAUUAGAAGCGGUCAUGUCUCACCUCAUGCACGCCCACAAGAGCAUCACUACCCUGCAAGGAGAAGACAUUGUCUUCCUCGCCACAGACAUUAACUUGCCGGGGGCUGUCGACUGGGUGAUGAUGCAGUCGUGCUUCGGGCACCACUUCAUGCUGGUGCUGGAGAAGCAGGAGAAGUACGAGGGCCACCAGCAGUUCUUUGCCAUCGUCCUGCUGAUCGGCACCCGCAAGCAAGCUGAGAACUUUGCAUACAGACUUGAGUUGAACGGCAACCGGCGGAGGCUGACCUGGGAGGCCACACCGCGGUCCAUCCAUGACGGUGUGGCGGCGGCCAUCAUGAACAGCGACUGUCUUGUUUUUGACACUGCCAUAGCACACCUUUUCGCAGAUAAUGGAAACCUUGGGAUCAACGUCACUAUUUCUACAUGCUGUCCAUGAGACUUCGGUGUAAUUAGUGAGACGGAUGUGGUUGUCUGGACAUAGUGUUUUUUUCCAUUCAUGGUUUUUAAAAUGUAUUCAACUAUGUCUUCAUGAGUAGUCGGGUUCUUCUUUAGCCUACCAUUUUGUAACUCCUCCCCUCCCUCCUUGGGCUCUUUGUUAAAGCACAGAUCACAGGGCAAUAAACUGAUGGAAGACGAGUUUAUCCUGUUAAAUCAGAAAAAGAAA